Messenger RNA from Prunus armeniaca (apricot), 525 nucleotides. The record is from the annotation of a GenBank genome assembly. NCBI's taxonomy places the organism in Eukaryota, Viridiplantae, Streptophyta, Magnoliopsida, Rosales, Rosaceae.
AUGAUGUGGAUCUCGGAGGGUAAAAAGUCACCGAUGGUGGGUCGGUUUUACCCGCAUGUAGUCGGUUUACAGUACCAAAUCCGAAGUGGUCAGAAGUACUCUCUGCUGGUGGAUUCAGGUUGGGUCUCUGUGUUACCGCCGGUUGAGUCAAUUUUGGUUACCAUUGGUGACAUUGCUCAAGUGUGGAGCAAUGGGAAAUUUAAAAAGGUGAGAGGAAGGGCAGUGGCAUGUUUGGGAGAGGGUGAGUGUCGGUGCAUAUCAAUGUCGCUGUUGGUGACUCUUCCUAUAGACAGUACCAGUAGAGUGGGUCCUCUUGUUCCAAUAUCAGCCGUUGAUGGUGGUCAUGAUGAGGAUAGAAAUGACAGAGAUGAUGAUGAUGGUGGAGAUCAAAACUUGAAUGGGAAGAGUGACGGUGAGAAGGAAGGAAGGUUGUUUAAGUCAUUUUCUUUGGAAGACUAUGCUUGGAGAGUGUACCACGAGCGGCUCUUUCUCAAAGACCCCUUGGAUAGGUACCGUUUUAAUUAA